Messenger RNA from Ahaetulla prasina, 5586 nucleotides. RefSeq names its product adaptor related protein complex 1 subunit sigma 3 (gene AP1S3). Lineage: Eukaryota; Metazoa; Chordata; Lepidosauria; Squamata; Colubridae. Gene Ontology annotation, molecular function: clathrin-cargo adaptor activity. Gene Ontology annotation, cellular component: AP-1 adaptor complex; membrane coat; intracellular membrane-bounded organelle. Gene Ontology annotation, biological process: intracellular protein transport; vesicle-mediated transport. The record is from RefSeq and is a predicted model, not a curated record. The transcript is spliced from 5 exons. Bases 4546 to 5010 code for a protein of 154 amino acids.
GAGUCAUGUAUUAUGUUUUUUUUUCUCUCUUUCUCUGUUUCUUGUUAUCUUCUUCUAAUCUGCACAAGAACUCUCAUAGAGUUUGAAAGAAGCCAAUCAAAGAAAGGGCUAUUGUUUGUGACACAUGUCCUGUUGAUAUACUCACCUGAAUUCUUUGUCCCUCAAAAUUGUAAAAAUAUCCAGCAUUUCUUACUAGGAAAAGUGCUUUGAAGAAGGCGUAUCAACUCCAUUCUGAUUUUGUAGUUCUUAGUAAUCAUGCCAUUCUUGUCUGCCAUGAAUGCUUUUCCUUUCCCUUUUAUAAAAAUAAUAAGGCCAGUGAGCACAAUAUUCUGUAUUAUUUUAGAAAAAGCUGAUUUUUUUUACCAAAAUGAAUUCUUUACAAUUAAACUUAUCAUAACUUAAUAUUCGUCUUUGUGUGAAUUAUGGUUUCAUUACAUUACCCCCACCCUCCAUUUAACUUUCAGGAUAGUUUGCAUUCUUGUUUUCAGUUGCAUCUAACUCAAAAGUCUUCAUUAUAAUUCAUAAUAUUGACUACAAUUUAGUCUGAAAAACAGAAGCUUGGCAAACUGGAAGGAUGUUGCAAACUUGUUUAAAACUGGAUUGACAUGAAUACAGGCUCAGCCACCUUCAAUACCUCCUUUAUAUUCAACUGAAGGUUGAGUAUAUCAGCUGGAUUUUGUAGAUUGAAUUUCACUGACAGCCACAAGGAGGGUGUCUGUCAGUGCUCCCAACUCAAUUGAUAGUGCUUACUCCACAAAAGAACAAUAUAACCAUACACCUGUGAUGGCGAACCUAUGGCAUGCAUGCCAAAAGUGGCACACAGAGCCAUCUCUCUGGGCACACGAGCCGUCACCCAUUGUUCUUCCAGGUUCUGGCACACUGGCCAGCUGGUCUUCACGUACGCGGGAACACUGGAAAAUGGAAGAGCAGCCGACCGGUGCGCAUGUGUGUACCGUAAACCGGAAUAUCAUCUUCCCAGCAUGCACAUGUGCACCAGUCAGCUGGUGGACGCAUGCACAGCAGACGGCUGCUCUUCCAGUUUCCGGCACGCAUGCUCACACUCCUGUUUUGGCACUCGGUGCUGACAAGGUUCGCCAACACUGACAUAUGCUUUUCUUUUUGUCAUGUGGCCUUUUUCCAAACUAGGGGCAUCUCAACAUUAUGAGCUAUUUUUAUCAGAGCAUAAAAAAAAUAGGACCUUAUCUGUUGCAAAACAGAACAAUUAUACAAAUAUUUUUCUUCUUUUAAAAAUGCUUAAAAGACCUAUGAAAUAGGGAGUGACUGGGAAGGGAAAAAGAAAAUCUACUUUUUGCGAUAAUAAAACUAUAACUAUAGUAGCUGUAGGUUUUAGCUAUUAUAGCAUCAAUUGUGUCUUGUCUUUUACCUACGUAUAGCAUGAAAAUGUUGUCAGUAAUUCGUUUUCUUUCAAUGCUGAUAAUCCAAAUCUAUAGGCCAGAAACUUCAUCGAGGUACAAGAGCCUAAAUCAAUUGACAGUUACAUUCUCUCUCUUGAUUAUGUCAUUGUCACAGAAAGACAGGGAGUGAAAGGCACAGUCUGUUCUCCUAUUACCUCUUUGAACUUUCAUAUUGGCCCUUGAUAUGUACAAGCUGAACAAUAUUAUCAUCCAGAUACUGUAAAGUCUUGUUGAAAUGGGAGAGCACUAAAAUGACUCACUACUUAAACCAAUAACACACCUUGUUUCACCUUGUAAAUAGAGGCCCAGAACACAAGGCAAGGAUAAAAUUACUAAAGUUUCACUGGUUUCUUGACUAAAAAAAUCUCAGUUAGCUGUGUUUUAUGUUCACCUAGUAAAUGCUAAAUGAACCGAGAUAGGAAGAAUUGUUGUAAGACACAGAUUAAAUUCAGAUGAUACUUCCUCCAUUUUUUAACUGGCUUAAUAGGCAGAGGGCAAGAAUCAUAGCAAGAGUUGGGGGGGAUUUCAAGUUCUUGAAAUCAGAUUUGCUGAUUCCAAUUCUUCAUUUUUUGUCAAUUGUCCCUUGUGAAAGUAUAAGAUCAGUAUAUGUGAACUAUGAAUGGUAUUGCUGCUGUUGCUGAAUUAUUUUUAAAAAUGUAACUGCCUUUUAUUCUAAAAUAAUGGAGCAGUGUCCUAAAGACAGACUUGAAAGUAUCUAGAUAUCUGAAGAAUUAGUAUCUUCUAAAUGACAUAUAAGCUUUCAUACAUACGAUACAUCUUUCAGAUAUGUGGAUUUCAGUUCCUAGAAUUCUUAGCAAUUUUCAUGCUAAUUAGUAGAUCUGGGAGUUGAACUCGCAUUAUUUAAAGGACCGAUAGGUUAGGGAAAGAAGUUUCUAUAAUGCGAAAAAUAAAUACAUAAAUAAAAUAUUAAGAGACAAAAUCAUCCACAGAAAUAAUAAGAGAAUCAAAAAUUAAUCUAGCACCAGGGCAGAUAAAGUUUUAUUUAUUUAUUUAUUUAUUUAUUAAUCACAUUUAUAUACCACCCUAUCUCCCGAGGGACUCAGGGCGGUUCACAGGCAAGUAAAAGACAUAUAAAUACACACUAAAACCACAUUUAAAAAACUUAUUCUACAAAGCCGAAUUAAAAAGCAAUAUAAAUAAUAAAAACCCAUUUAAAACCAAUAUAAAUUUAAAAACUAAUCCAGUCCUGCGCAAAUGAAUAAGUGUGUUUUAAGCUCUUCCCUUGCUGACACUAAAAUGUUUGAGAAGGGCCUCCCUAGUAGAAUUAGGAUAUUUCUGGAUCUGAUACACAGAAAAGCAUCCUUUGGUGCUAUCCACUUAUAUUUUCAGGGUAAAAGCUACCAUUCUGAAUUAGCCUGAGAGCAUAUAAGUGAUCUCAGCACUGGUGCAAUUUCACCUGGCUGUAUCUGCUAACCAUCUACUACCUACAUUCUGACGUGGUUGAAAGCCCCAGGUCAUUUUCAGAGACAUCCAUAAGAACAGUAUUCUGUAAUAAUGAAGUUGGGAAUAUACUUGAGGAAGCAGUGAUAACAUCAGACAUCCUACAAAACCCAAAUCACAUAUGGCUCAAGCCAUUCGUAACUGGUGAAAGGCACUUCUGGCCACUAACAGACAAACUGGAUCAACCACUACCCUUAAUCAGCUCUUGCUGAUUCAUAGGACUGGUGUCUGGUAAUGAUUCAGUUUCAAUAUCUGGGAAUUAGGACUCAAUAGUUUAUCCCAUUGAGAUUCAUCGUCAAUUUAUAGAUGAAUUAUUACUGAAUCCAUAAAUAAUAUCUUCAUCUUUUCAGCUUCAUCUACAUCAAAGGGGCAUUAAAUUACUUUAGAAUUAAAGUAAUCUACAUAUUGGGAAAAGCUUAUAACAAAUCAAUACCUAUCUACCUUAAUUAAUUCUUUGGUUCCACAAUUCAAGGACUGGACUUAAUUUUGUCAUUUUUCAGUGUAGUUGCAUCCAUCUUAUAUUAAAUAAUCAUUGGUAAUCCAACAUUUCUACUCUAUAGAGUAGAUUAUUAAGAGUAGGUUAUUAAGUAGUAGGUUAUUAAGUAGUAGGUUAUUAAGAGGAAGUAUAAAAUACAUAAAACAUAGUGGCAAGGGUGCUGAAUUUAGAGUGGAAGAACUGUUUUCAUGGAGUUGUGAAAGAUAUUGGGUGAACUUAAGCCCAGCCACUGAAUCAAAAAUGUUUUAUAAUUAUAAGCUUACAAUUGGGCAAUCUGCUUAUAUGGUUAUAAUCUAGUUGGAAAGAGGGGGAUUAAAAUGGGAAUUCAAAUAGAUAGGAAGAAUGUUUCACAUUACAAUAUUACAAUGGCAAGCAUUAUUUUUUAAAAAAAAAACAGAUUUAAUGGAAGGUUGUCUAAUAUUAAUGAUAGAAAUAGCGUUCUCCAUCUCGUGAAGAAUGAAAUGAUGUUCAGACCCUCUUGAACCCCCAAACUUGUAGUUUUUAAUAGUUUACCUAGGUGAUGAAUUAUAGACCUACUGAUUUUAAAAUACCGAGUUUGCAAAGUUGGCAAUGGGUAAUUGGAACUAGCAAAAUGUAUUAGCAGUCACUAGUUUGCAUUGCAGCGUUGUGUGUAUUUUUCAGUGGGGUUAUUUGAUAUGCAUCCAUUGUCAUGGCAGAACUCCAAUGUUAGAAAAUUAAAAAGAUCUUUUGAAAGGUUUUCUAUGUGACUCAAAGUGGAAAUAACCAAAAGUAACUGAGCAAACACAAAUCCUGGUACUAUGUUACACUUUUGUUUUAUUCAAAUGUUGAAGACAGGUAGUUGGGUUCGGUCAAAGUUCACAGAAACUAAAUUGGUUUAUAAUUCAAACAUAGGUAAAAUGUGUUUUGUACUUGCUUUAGCUCUGAUAUUUUGUAUAUAUUUUUUUGUUUAAUUUGAUUGUUGAUGCUUUGCUUUUACUGCAUAUUUGUACAUUGAUGUUAUGAUAAUACACACUCCAGUGCUGUGCUGUCAUCCCUUCCAUCGCUUUUCUUUGGCAGCUCAGUUCUUUUUUCAAAGGUCAUAGUAGCAGUAAAACUAAAGAAAGCAUUAUUAGUGAAAGGACUGACCAUCUCAGACAGAAAUUGUAGAUGUUGAAGAUGUAGAUAUUUGAAGACUUUCAGGCCAGGAAAAAGAUGAUACAUUUUAUCCUGCUGUUCAGCCGACAAGGGAAAUUAAGACUUCAGAAAUGGUUUAUUACACUUCCUGAAAAGGAAAAGAAAAAAAUCACCCGAGAAAUUGUGCAGAUUAUUCUGGCUCGAAAUCAAAAAAUGAGCAGCUUUGUUGACUGGAAAGAUCUCAAGCUUGUUUAUAAAAGGUAUGCUAGUUUGUAUUUCUGUUGUGCAGUAGAAGAAGAAGACAAUGAGCUACUGACCCUAGAAGUUGUCCAUCGUUAUGUAGAGCUAUUGGACAGAUAUUUUGGCAAUGUAUGUGAAUUGGAUAUUAUUUUCAAUUUUGAGAAAGCAUAUUUUAUACUUGAUGAAUUUCUAAUGGGCGGGGAAGUUCAAGAGACAUCCAAAAAAUCUGCGGUGAAAGCCAUAGAAGAUGGUGAUAUGUUACAAGAGACAAUGGAAGAAUAUAUGAGCAAGCCUGCUUUUUAAAUCAAAACUACAGAACCAGCUAAAGGGACCAUAUAACAUGGCAUAACAUUUCAAGUGCCAGAUUUUGUUUAAAUACACAUUGCCCAAGUUCUAAAAGUGAUAUGUUAUCUAUGCAACUGUCAAGAUGAAGGUCAGCCACAGUGCUGUCAGUAUAGCAGCACAUGUAUAUUAUACUUUAUAUGAGUUUAUUUUAAUUUAAUCUUUCUUGGCUGUCUAGAUUGAAAGUUUUAUGGAAACUCUUACUAUCAACUUUUUACUUCUAAGAAAUUGAUACUCGAAUCUUUGAAGGAUAUAUUUAUGACUCUGGACCAGUUUCUGAUCAAUUCAAUAUAAUUUUGUAAAAACAAAACUUGUUAUGUGAUCAUUUUUUUCUAUAUUAAUAAUAUUUUUACAAAACAUAUGGUGUUGAUAGAUUUAAUUGUUAACUUUUUUUUGACAGCAAGUGUCCUGGACUGUAGAUAAUUUAAUACAUUAUAGUCCUUUGUGUUGAAGGUAAAUCAAUUUUUUACAAGAUUGAAUACAAAUUUUUGCCAAGCAUUCCUUAAUCAGCAUUUCUGCAAGCUGAAAGAGCAAUUA